Corticium candelabrum is the source of this 1752-nucleotide messenger RNA. RefSeq lists its product as uncharacterized. The record is from RefSeq and is a predicted model, not a curated record. The coding region runs from base 125 to 1591 and encodes 488 amino acids. NCBI's taxonomy places the organism in Eukaryota, Metazoa, Porifera, Homoscleromorpha, Homosclerophorida, Plakinidae. The transcript has 2 exons.
CAUGCGUUCCCAAUAUAGGUCGUGAUGUAAGGGCGCUGCGGCUAUAAACGCAGUAUUUCGCUUAUCGGCGCGUCACACUCGUUUGACAAGCACCGAGAAGAAGAAGUACAUCGAUUGGAUUUCCAUGUCCGUCCUCAUCGAGACUACAAGGCCCUCUUUCAUCAAGCGCCUCACCGACUCGAACAAAAUGGCCGGUCGCAUACGGAGUUUGUGGAAAAGCUUUGUCAAAAAAGUUUGGUCACGUGACCCCGAAGUUGUCUAUGGAGAGGGAUCUCCCGGUAGUCUUCCACCGAAAUGUAUGAAUCUGGAGCCGCUGGAGCCGGACCUUAUCUGUAGCUACACUGGACCAGAUGGUGGUAUAGCGGCGCUGGAAGACCAAAGGAAUGGAAUGCGUUCAAAUUCUACUGGUAGUGAGCAUCGCUCGGCAGCACCUCUGAAUUACAGACAAUUGGAAAGGCCGAUUGCUGGGUCUACCGACUGGUGCCAGAAACACGAUUGUGCGUAUGGAACUGCCGUUUCUCUGUAUGACCAGGCUGAAGGACAGGAGCGUCCUCAAGGUGAACCCGUGGCCGAUGUGUUUGCGAUUGCUGUGCACGGGAACAGCUGUGUCAUGGCUCUGGCCGAUGGCGUCGGCUGGGGAGAGAAGCCGCGUCUCGCAGCACGAUGUGCUGUACGUGGGUGUAUGGAGUAUGUUCAUCAGGAGCUAUAUGAGACACCGAGAUGCCUCGACUACGCUUUGCUCGACACUCACAAAGUUACGAAAGUUUUGCUUAUGUCUCUCAAACAAGCUCAAAAUCUGAUAAUUCAGAAAGAAGGUACGAUGACUACAUUGUGCAUCGGAAUGGUGUGUCGGCUUGCAGUACCCGAUGGUAAUCGAGCUUGGGCAUUGGUUACUGUGAACGUUGGGGACAGUCUGGCGUAUGCGUAUAGUCCCACAACAGGAAGAGUCAGGGAGGUUACGGUCGGAUCACAUACAAAAGACAGGGACAUGAAAGAUGCCGGUGGUGUUCUCGGACCGGCCGAUGGAGUCAAUCCUGACUUGGAAAACCUGACAUGUUCUCUGACGACCGUCGCAAGCGGCGAUAUGGUCUUUCUUACUAGUGAUGGUAUUUCUGACAACUACGACCCGGUUGUUUUACGGAAAGCAAGACCGGUUCCGACCAGUCGAACUCCUGCUGAACAGACUGCUGCCGUGUGGAUGGACUUACCACUUAUGACACAGGCACAACGCCAGGAACACCAGGCACAAAAAAUGGCAGAAGUAUUGAAUGGUAAUCUGUCGAAUGAAGAUGAUUGGACGGCACGUCGGGUUUGUGCUGCGCUUGUUGGAUUUACUGUUCAGUACACUCACACUAGACGCGAGUUACUUCAGGCACCAGAUGUGGUGCGUUUGAGUGAACUGUCACGAGACAAACGACAAGAGGUACAAAGCAGGCUGGAAGAUGAUCUACGAAAGACGACGGGCAAGCUCGAUCAUGCAGCCGUGGUAGCUUUCAAGGUACAACAAUUUGCGAAGUCGUCGUCGCUGACAGCAACCAUGAGACGACACGCGACUGUUUCCAGCAUCAUGGAGGAUUUGAAUAAUCUGUGAUGAUUUUGUAGCUGCAGGUAACGAAUGAGGACGCUCCGUAAGACUUUUUAUAUCUGUACAGGUUGGGGUGGGUAGGCGAAUACUGUCUAGCAUGGAUACUUGGUAGAAAAUAAGUGGGAUGUCGCAAUCGAGAACAUGGUGAAACUGCAUUUACUAAUGAA